Molecule: messenger RNA, 803 nt
Organism: Symbiodinium sp. CCMP2592
Lineage: Eukaryota; Dinophyceae; Suessiales; Symbiodiniaceae
Source: the annotation of a GenBank genome assembly
GCUCCGAAGGGGAUCCAGGCCGGAUGCCGUGCCUCUGGUCGUCUCUGGUCCCUUGUGAGAUGACUCAAACAUGGGAUCCACCCCUGUUUGCCCUUGCGAUUGUGGCUCAAGCGGUAACCGCAUAUCGAACCUGGACUCUCACAGGCGUGUGGGUGGAACUGCAGAUGGAGUACUUGCACUACCCGGUUCAGUUCGGCAAGGGGACUGGAACGCGAGAACAGAUGUUCUGGCUUUGCGGCAUUGUGUUCGUGCAGGCCCUUCUGACAGUUGCUCGCCUGAUCUACCUUUUCGACACGCUCGGAGGCUUCUUGAUGGGAGUCGUCGCGUUUAUUGGAUGGUACUGUGCCAAAAAAGGCAUGGACAUCACUCUGACCAGCCUGUGGGGCCUAGCGAGCGGACUCCUUUUCAUAUACGACUUCUUCGGCGCCCUUACAGGUGCAGUUGUGAACACCUUCAAGCUCGACUUCGUCAGAGUUGCAGUCCUGCUUGCCCUUCCACUCACUGACUUUCUGGCUGCUAGCUUCGGGUGGGAGCUCUUCAAGGAACAUGAGCGGAACGGAGGACUUCUCAAGCCGAUCUUCGCGGGCGGACAGGCCGUACCUGCAAAGCGGAUGGACGAAGAGCAGGGCAUCACCAAGCCGAAGCUCGAUAUAUGGAAGGGGACAGAGGGUACGGCGCCGUACCCGCCGCACGCACCUUACGGCUAUCCCGGGACCGGAAACUUUGCCGGGCAGGAGAUGCAGAAUGCGGCCGAUGGCUUUGUUAAGCCAACAACCCGACAUGAGAGCAAUGUCUGUUUCUAG